Ricinus communis (castor bean) is the source of this 496-nucleotide messenger RNA. RefSeq lists its product as uncharacterized. The coding region runs from base 1 to 447 and encodes 148 amino acids. The record is from RefSeq and is a predicted model, not a curated record. The transcript is spliced from 2 exons. Lineage: Eukaryota; Viridiplantae; Streptophyta; Magnoliopsida; Malpighiales; Euphorbiaceae.
AUGGAACCGAAAACAAAUAGAGGGCCCUCUAAAUUGCACCGGAUCGGAUAUCGGUCCAGUAAAGGGUUUCCGCCACAAGAAGACUGUCUUAAACCCUUGACAUGUGGCAGCCCUGCGAUUGUAGCCAAUGUAUCAACCAAUAGAGCACCGAUCAAUAUGGGAGUUGUACCUCGCGGUACAACCACCGCCUUCGCCAGGGUUUGUCGGGUGAGGGCAUCAGUGGUGGAUUCGUACGAGAGCUCUUCUAAUUUCAUUAAGCGCAUGGAACAAGCUUGGCUAAUAUCACAGCAACCAAGACCAGUCGGGUGCACUUCCUGCAACUCAAAUGGGCACGUUGACUGUAAAUGGUGUGCGGGUACUGGCUUUUUCAUUCUUGGUGAUAACAUUCUUUGCCAAGUCCCUUCCAGAAACACUACCUGUGUCAUAUGUGCUGGAAAGGUAUAUUAAAACCUGAAAGAGCUAAUUAUUGUUUGAUUGUUCUUUCCAGUUCUGGAUA